Molecule: messenger RNA, 1713 nt
Organism: Trichomonas vaginalis G3
Lineage: Eukaryota; Parabasalia; Trichomonadida; Trichomonadidae
Product: protein ubiquitination
Exons: 1
Coding region: 1-1713 (570 amino acids)
Molecular function (GO): protein binding
Source: RefSeq, a predicted model, not a curated record
AUGGAAAAUCUCGAAAUUUCAUGUCACCUCCUUAUAGAUUUAAUUGAUACAAAAAUUGUUCCAGCCAAUCAUAUUCUCAGAGUAAUAAGCUACGCAGGAAUGAAGCGUAGAAAGAAGGUCCAAGUAUUUUUAAAAGCGUUUGAUAUUAUUUCUUCUAAAAUUGAUAAUAAAUUUUAUUAUGAUAUCAUGAACAAACAAUUUAUGAGGAUUCGGAAUUUUGAUGAUCAAUCAAAAUCCCACUAUUUCGAAAAUCUCGAGAAUAAUUACAUUUCAAAUAUAAUUGCUUUUGAUGAUCUUCAUAAAUUGCAAGAGAUAACUUCAUCCAGCAAUUUUGAUUGGCCGAAGAUAAACGAUAUGCUAGAUAUUGCAACGAAAUGGAAUUCGAUCAAUUGUUACCAUUUUUUGGUAUUAAAUUCGACUGAUUUCAUUCCAGAUAUAUUUUUAUCAGUUAUUGGCGGUAGUUUCGAACUUAUUAAAGCUGCAUUCACUAAAAGGAAUUCCAUAUCAAAGAAAGACUACAAAGAAGCAUUUAAACUUGCUGUUGAAUAUAAUAGAAAUGAUGUCGCUGAAUGGAUUUUGUCAAUUUAUAGAUUAUCUUUCAAAAACGUGACAGCUUAUUCAUCAUUAUAUAAUUUUUGCAACACAGAGAUAUGUUUACUUAUGAACAAACUCGGAAGGAUCAACGCCAAACAUGAAAACACAAUUAGAAAGCCUUUUGAAGAAUUUUCAAAUUAUUUUUCUUUGAUAAAUGAAAAAGAAUUAUUUGAAAAGUCCAUGAACUUACUAAAUAUAGACAUUUCUCAUGAAGAUAAACUAAUAGAAGUAGAAGAAGUAAAGAAAGUCAUCAACCAAAAAGAGAAAAUUGUUGCAAGAGAAAAAAUUCUUCAUUUCUUAGAAGAAAAUUUCCAAUUCAAAGAAAUUCAAGAUUUCACACCAGUUAUUUCUAGUUCUAUUCAUCAGAACUUUGACAUUUUGAAGAUUGCUGUUGAAAGAGGCUGUUCUGUUAAUACAACAUUUUGCUUACCACAGAAUAAAUUUUGUUAUUCGCCGCUUUCUUUCGCAAUCAAGAUGAAAAACAAAGAAAUUGCAAAAUAUCUUGUUGAAAAAGGUGCAAAUGUGACUUUUAUUCAGACUGAAGCAAAGUAUUAUAGAUAUCCAUAUAGAUCCGAUGAAACAGAGAUUAUAAGGAAUUAUGAUUUAUGCUCUUAUGCAAUCAAAAAUGGUUUGUAUGAAGUUGCUCUUGAAAUUCUUCAUAAAAAUUCUCCAAUUUAUAAAGAUAGCAAAGCUCCAAAUGUUUUGAUGUACGCGUGCAAGUAUGGACAUUUCGAUAUUGUUAAAGAGCUUCUAGAAAAAGGAAUGAAUGUGAAUGAACGAGUUGAGAAACAUCCUCAUGUUUUCAUUUCGCCUUUAAUGAUGUGUUGUAAAAGAGGAAACCUCGAAAUUGCAAAAUAUCUUGUUGAAAAAGGCGCAAACUGCAAUGACAUGUGUUCAACGAAGAAGAGAUUCCUAUAUUAUACACCAUUAAGUCUUUCUGUUCAAAGUAAGAACCUAGAUUUAGUUAAAUAUCUAAUAAAUAAUGGCGCAGAUUAUAAAGUCAUGAUACAAAAGAAAAAGUCACCAAAUGUAGACACAGUUUCUAUCUUAAAUAUUGCAGAAUCAAUUCAAGAUAAUUCUGAUAUGAUAGAUUAUCUAAAAUCAAUCAUUGGAGAAUAA